Siniperca chuatsi (mandarin fish) is the source of this 8170-nucleotide messenger RNA. Its product is annotated as suppressor of cytokine signaling 7-like. Gene Ontology annotation, cellular component: phosphatidylinositol 3-kinase complex. Bases 1207 to 3999 code for a protein of 930 amino acids. Lineage: Eukaryota; Metazoa; Chordata; Actinopteri; Centrarchiformes; Sinipercidae. The transcript is spliced from 10 exons. Gene Ontology annotation, biological process: phosphatidylinositol phosphate biosynthetic process; intracellular signal transduction. The record is from RefSeq and is a predicted model, not a curated record. Gene Ontology annotation, molecular function: 1-phosphatidylinositol-3-kinase regulator activity.
CAAUCCAUGACUUCCAAUAGAAACCUAGCUGGGAUUUUGUCCCGAGGGCUGGAGGACACGCUCAUAAGCGACAUGAUGAUGUCAUGUGAUGACAUGAUGACAUCACAUGAGCAGAGAAACUGCUCAAAGGAUCCCUGAGCGGGUUAUUCACUCCACCAAAAACAAAGUGAGCUCCACCUUCAGCCGCUGCACCUGUGAGGCGACGCCCGCCUUGCUAACUAAUCCGGUGACGUAACAGCAGCAGCACUGUGGCUCCGCCCCGCUGUGACGUGCGGCUGCGAUGGCCGAGUGGUUAAGGCGUUGGACUUGAAAUCCAAUGGGGUUUCCCCGCGCAGGUUCGAACCCUGCUCGCAGCGACGCGCGACGUCACGGACGCGACGUUUUGGCGGGCGUUAAGCUCCUCCUCGUGUCGGGCUGCGGUCUGACGUCACGCAGAGCUGAGGUCAGGUCCUCCGCGGAGAGACGGGAAGCCGCGCGCUCCAAAUUAAAUAAGCGCGUGAACGCGGAACCAGUCCGACACGCUUUGAUAACCGGGACGUUCGUUUCAUAACGGCGCUUUAUUCGUUCAGCACUGAACUAACGGACGGACCGGAGCCGCGUGAUGCGUCCCGUUUCUUCUGGAAACAUUAACCCAAUAACUGACAAACUGAUCGGCUGAUUAAUCAAUAAUUGUGACUAAGGUUGCAAACGUUGAGUAAUUAGAGCCAUCAGGUGUUUGUGUUGGUUUAAUAUGUUGCGCACGCACGCGCACAGAGCGAGAGGGCGGUAGAGAGCUCCGGUAGUGACGGAGGCUCUCCGGUACCGGGAAGUGUUCAGCGGAUGGAGGUUUCGGUUUCGGGGUCCACCGUUCAAAGCGUGCCGAGCCUCUGUUUAUCCAUCAGCACUGAUCGAUUACUGAUGCGGCCGGCCCGCGCGCCCCGUCACCGCCUCGUCCAUGUCGUCUCACCGGAGGAGGCUAGCAGCUAGCUAACGUUACCGAGCGGCAGCACCGGGCGGGUUUCUCAUGUCUUUUCAUGUUUUGACGUCGUUCAGCGGAGCCGUUACCGUCACGAUCCGGUCCGGACUUUACAUGGCUGUCGGUCGGUGUCCCGUCGGGCUGCCCGGUUAGCUUAGCGGGGAGGCUGCAGCAGCUAGCCGCCGUUAGCUCCGCAGCUGUUUAUUUAUAUCGGUGUUAUGUAAGCGCGGAGCUAACGUUAGCCUGCCGCGAUGAAUGACGCGCAACAAGAAAUGUCUCCAGACUUCGUCCUGAUGCGGCUCGUGUCCGCGGCGGAGUACGACCGGCUGGACGAGCCCGACGACCUGAUGUCCGGAGGCGGCGGGUUCGGGCCCGUUAAAUCCGUGCUGGGCCACCGCGGAGGCGGCAUCAGCAGCGGGUUUGAUCUGGACCCCAGCGGCCCCUCGGCAGGCCUCGGCUCGGCCUCCCCGCACUACAGCUCACCGCUCCCCGGGAAAGGCGAGCUGGACGGCGGGCUGGUGUUGACGCAGGCCCCGCCGGGCUCCGAGGCGCCGCUGUCCCCUCCGCCGCCGGAGGACUUUGCCGUUGCGGCCCAGCGGUUUGUGGACUUCCCGGUGCAGCACGGCUCGGGGGGGCACGGGUCGAGGGCGCAGCUGAUGGUGUUUCAGAACCUGCUGCGGUCCGGAGACCGCAUCCUGGAGUGCGGACUGGAGCAGCCGCCCCCGGGGUUCCUCCAGGAGGAUGCAGAGAGACAGAGACAGCACCUGGACUCUGGAUCAGGUACCGGUCCUGGUAGCACAACAGCCGGUAACGGGCCUGGAGGCGGGAAGGACCAGAACUCAAACUGCAUCCCCUCUGCAGAGGAAAACCUGCAGCCACAGCAGCCACAGCUCCUCCAGUGGCACCCGGUCCUCAGACUGGCCAAGGGGUCUGACGGAUCGCAAACCCCCCAGCAGGGCGUCCCGGCUCUGGACUCUGAAUCCGGGUCAGUCCUGUGCCACCGACACCGCCUGCUGACAGACCGACUGGCUAAAUGGCCCCCGGGCCUGCUGGACCAAGCCCUGCGUCUGGGCCUGCUGGAGCCCAGGAAGAACUGCUCCACCGGGAGUGAGGACCCGGUCCUGGCUCUAGCCAGGAGGCUGGGCCAGCUGGGUGAGGGGAGGGAGGGAGGCGGAGGAGGUGGGGGGGGUGAGACGGUGCUCCCUCUCCCUCGCUGCUCUUGUCACAGUGUGCUGGCCUCGGGGACAGGGGGCAUGGGGCCCGGUGAGGACCCGAGUGAGACCAGCGAUGCCCUGCUGGUUCUGGAAGGUCUGGGGUCUGAAGAGGUGGGAAGGCUGGGGGAGGGAGGGGACAGGGGUGGAGGGGACAUGGGGGACGCUGAGAAAGGGGAGAGGGUGGGGGGAGUCGGUGGGACGUCUGGGGGGGCGGGGCCUGUGUUCUCCAGCGGGACUCUGAGUGGUCUGAUGCGGCAGGUCCACAGACUUGCGGAGGAGGCGGGGGUCUGCACCGAUCAGAACUGCCGGUCGUCGCUGGCCGUCCUCGGUGCUGCGGUGUCCCUCCCCCCCAUCGGCAGCACCACCACCCCCUGCCCGUACCCCCCUGUCCACCCGCAGGCCCUUCAGGCUGCAGCAGCCCUCGGCGGUCUCCAAGUCUCCCCUGACCCUCUCCCGGCCUCCAGCCCUGACCCGAGCCCCCGUCCACAGCAUCAGCACCAGUCCCGUUCCCAGCCCCAGAGCCGCGCCACCACCCCCAAACUCGGCGUGGCCUCCGGUGGAGCGGGGCGGUGCGCCUCCCCCCUGGUAGUCCUGGAGGGGGAGGUAGUAGUAGCAGGGAGGGAGGGGGAGAAGACGCCACGGGGGAAGCUGAGGAAAGGGGGGUCCCUGAAGGUCCGGCUCAGCAAGCUGUUCAGAACCAAGAGCUCCAGCGGGGGGUCGGGGGGGCUGCUGGACAAGAGGCCCUCCCUGGCAUCGUCCACCUCGUCUGGGGGGAGUCUCCUGGACGUGUGGGGGUCCACCUGCAGCAACACGGAGCAGGACGGCAGCAGGCUGCAGGUGUCCAGACCUCACAGUGCCUUCUCUCCGGUGCCCUUCACUCCUGCUUUCACCGGUGAGACGGUGUCUCUGGUUGAUGUGGACAUUUCUCGGAGGGGGGGGAACUCUCUUCACCCCCCGACACCUCCUCCCCCGCCCAGACGGAGCCUCAGUCUGCUCGAUGAUUUCGGGGGUCCUCCUCAGCAGCAGGGUCCUUUCAUGGAGCGCAGUGUGGGGGCGUCCAUGCAGUCUCUGCCCCCCCGACCGCUGGUCCUGCCCCCCUCCCUGAGCACCAUCCAACACAGCCUGAGCCUCAACGACACCUUCCUGAGAGGUUUACCGAGGCCGGUCCCCCUGCGUCCCGACGGUCAGCACCUCCCUCCCCGACUCGUCCCCCGCUGCCCCCUCGGUCGACCCGACGCCGGCAGCUUCGCCACCAGCCUCAGAGAACUGGAGAAGUGUGGCUGGUACUGGGGGCCGAUGAACUGGGAGGACGCAGAGAUGAAGCUGAAGGGGAAACCAGACGGAUCCUUUCUGGUCCGGGACAGUUCAGACCCGAGAUACAUCCUGAGCCUGAGCUUCAGAUCGCAGGGAGUCACACACCACACACGCAUGGAGCACUACAGAGGGACGUUCAGUCUGUGGUGUCACCCCAAGUUUGAGGACCGGUGUCACUCUGUGGUGGAGUUCAUAGAACGAGCCAUCAUGCACUCCAAGAACGGGAAGUUCCUCUACUUCCUGCGCUCCAGAGUCCCCGGUCUGCCCCCGACCCCGGUCCAGCUCCUGUACCCGGUCUCCAGGUUCAGCAGCGUUAAAUCUCUGCAGCACCUCUGUCGCUUCUGCAUCAGACAGCUGGUCCGUAUAGACCACAUCCAGGAGCUGCCGCUGCCCACGCCUCUGAUCUCCUACCUGAGGAAGUUUUAUUACUACGACCCCGAGGAGGAGAUCAACCCGUCUCUGAAGGAUCGGGGACCGGAGCCCAGCAGCCAGCCGGGGGUCCGGCCUCAGACGUAGCACUGGAGCCUGAGAGGACAACUUAUUUUCUUUUCUCAGUUUUGUCUUCGUUUUUUGGACACUCGAUCGCUGAAGGACGUUCAAACAUUCAAACUGGACUCAGACUGCAGCCAAUCAGGUCCCUCCGCUCAGUCCUGUAUCCGGGCGGGUUUCAGAUGAUCCACCCUCCUCCGAGCACUCUGAUUGGCUCGCGGAGAGUCGACAGGGGAGGGACAGGGGAUGUGGAGACUCCGCCUCUCUUUUGAUGUCAUCACUGAGCAGCUGGACUAAAGGAAACGUGACAUCACAGUUAGCGAAGACGCUAACAGAAACAAGGAACCUCGGUGUGAGGAGAGGAACGCGUCGCCUCUGGGAUCCUUUAACUUCCAACGCAAAGCUGAACACGAAGACGCACUUUGGGAUUCAUACUGACAGCGACUUUAAAUAUUCAUAACGUCAACAACACUGGAGGUCUUUCAGUAUUCACGGCAGUUCGCAUUCAGCAAGUUGAGUCUACAGGAGGACAUAGUACGAUCAGUCCUACACCUGUUGUGUGACAAAAUAAUCUCGACUCAAGGUCCCCUUUACUAACUUUAUUGGAGCUUUCAACCGUGUUAAACUUAGUCAGAUCUGUACAGACGAGGAGGCGUCAGGAUUAGACCUCACAAAAUCAGUUUAUUCACUCGCAGAGGUGAAGUAGAUGUGCUGCUGUCAGACACGAAGCGCCUGAUCACACCGGAAAGUAACGCAGCAAAAUCCGUCCACACAUCUUUGUAAAAAAGGCGGUGCUUGUUGGUGAACUGCUGUAGCUGGACAGCUAACACGCUAGCUAGCUGGGAACAUGCUAGCACCAACAUCUCUGUAUUUCCCCUCUGCUGUUCUGUUUACUCCCCCGUCACAUUUUGUUCUCAGGAUUGUUCAACACUUUAUUCAGUAAAAAGUUACUGACGAGGGAAAAGAAGUUUGUUAGCUCGGUGGCUAACGUGACGAUAAGCCUCCGCAGCGUGUUAACAGCUGUAUUAGCAUGACGUCCUCCGGUCUCUGACUGUGUGGGAACCAGUUUCUACUCCGACAGAGGAGCGUCAAUAAAACUGGACGGUGGCACUCGGCUAAUAAGCUACGCUAGCUUCCUCCAUGUUGGACUCUCCGGCUCUCCGUCCAAUCAGAGCUCAGUACUAGACACCAAGAAUCUGAGCACAUUUACUUCUCCUCUGCGAGUGAAUGAACUGAUUUGGGGUUUUAAAUGCUGUGACCAGGUCUAACCUUUAAAUGGGCCACAUGUUUGAACUGUAAUCUAAUCUUCUCCAGACUGACACGCAAGUCACCACCAAAGAAUUCUGGGUAAAAUGGGCAGAACAGAAAUAUGUCUGGUUAUUUGGACCAUACGUAGCUAAAUGUGGACGUUGAACUGGGUCAGUACCUGAACCACAACUGAUGAUUUUUGACAAGAAUAGACCACAGAUUAAGGCCUCGUCGGUGCACGCUCUGAUUCUGUUGUAGAGCCCCCCCCAAACCCAAACGUCCCCCAGCUUACUGUUAAUGUUGAAAACUCAACAAUCUGGGAGACAUUUAGCUGUUGAGUGCUAACCCGAAACCAGCGAUUGUAUCUUUAAUGAAAACAACCGAGGUGACUUCAGAAACUCUCGCUGUUGAACACCAAAGUGUUGAUUGAACUAAAGGACUCGCUGAACCAUCUCACCACAGCCAUUUAGUGGCAGUUCUGGAGCUUUCCAAUGGAUAAAAAAAUCUUCCUCAGCAUACAGAGUUGCCUAGUUAAAAUGGUAAAUUGCUACAUUCAUAAAGUGCUUUACAAAGUCUUUGCUGCUCUCUCACCCGUUCGGUCUCACACAGCGAGCUGCAGGGUUCUGUCCAACCAUCGGGAGCCAUUCAGCGUUUUACCCGAGGACACUUCGACAUGUGGACAGGAGGAGCCGGGGAUCGAACCGGCGACCCUGUGAUCAGUGGACGACCCGCUCUCACACGACCCGUUGUCAUGGGCUUGUAGAUUUGUAGAUUUUUUUCUGAGCACUUUAAGGACUUUUGGUCCAUGUUGGCUUGAAAGUUGAGACUGAAAUUUCAUUCUUCAACAUUUGACCAAAUAAUCUCACCACAAGGUCCAUUUAGUAGCUGUUCUGGAGCUUUCAACAUCAUGGCAUCAGCUAACAGUUACUGCAGAGUUCUUGCACACCUGUACCCCGUUGUUUACUUGUACUCCUAAACUACGUUUCAGUCCUCAGAGCUUUUACCUGAUGAAGAAGUCCUCAAAGUGCUCUGAAAAAGCUAAAUUUGAACAUCUACAAUUCCGUGACAACUGGGCAAACACCUGAGAUACGGUUGAAAGCUCCAGAAUGAAUAGGACCUUGAGGCGAGAUUGUUGUGUCAGCUGCUGUUUCUAAAGUGAAGAAUGAGCUUUUAGUCUCAACUCACCGAACAGUUUUAAUUUAAUGUCCUUAUCGAAGGUUUGACGUAAACAAUUCAUGGACGCCGAUAGUUCAGCAGGUUGGUGCUGGUUGGACUGUUACCUGCCGUGCUGGUCCACACUGGAUUUUCAUUCAACAUUGCAUACUUGAUAUGUUAACAGUGGCAACUGAGUGUUACUGUGAAUUUCAAGUAUUUGUUGCCGAGGUUAUUUAUCAGAUGCUAAACCUUAAAGAAGUUUUUGAUGCUUGUGUUAGAGUUCUGUUCGCAGACCCAACUUGUGUAAAUUUGCCGGGCCCGGCCAAGUCGCUGUAGCGGCGGGUUACGACUUUCGGACACUUGAGGUCUGGAAGAGGUCGGGAAGUCAGUAGAGCCUGAACGAGAGGAGCAUAACAUUAAACAGUAAGACGCCAUUGAUGAGGGAGGAGGUUCAUCAAGAUCAGUUUGACUCCUAACAUGUUCCUGCUAGUUAGCAUUAGCCAUCGGUAGCGUUAACUUAGCUAAAGCGAGACGGACCAAGUGGUUUUACAUCAGCUAACGUUCUCUAACACAAGGACUACUGAUAAAGUUCUUAUAGAAUAACUCAGAACCCAUUGUUGACGUUGUAAUACCAAACUUCUUUGCAUUUAGUUGACACGCGUUAGCUUUUUGUUAUCUGAACUAACUGAUCAGCUGGUUAUUGUUUUUACAGCGCGCAGCUUGGGUCAGCUAAUUUAUUAUCGUGCUAAAUGAUUUAGCGCCCGGCCAGAUGUGAUGGUCAGCGAUGUCUUUAUCUCACGUCUACAUCAUUUCUCCACCGUCAGCGUCAGGGGGGGGCUGAAGAUCAGGAUCUGCUUGAAACAAACUAGUUCAAGUCAAAAGUGCUGUUCCAAACGGCCAUACGUGAAGACGGGGUGAAACGUCAGAGAUCUUGAGAGGUUAGUUCACGGCCCACACACCUGGUGUGACAUCUCUGCGUAAAGGCCCGCGGUUUUUGCAUUUUUGGUUUUGGGAAGUUACAAAAAUUCUGUCGCAAAGGUUUCAGAUUCCGACGAGCAACCUGUCAGUGAUAAAACAAAAAUAUAGCUUCAGGUCGGGUUCGGGUCUCGUGCAGAACCCUAACAGCCUUGAAUCUAAAACAGAUCAAACCUAAAAACUAAUUCAUGUCUGUUUUUUGUAACAUUCUUUCAAAGUACUGGGUCAGGAUUUAAAAAUGAAGAGGAAUAAAACAGUUAACAACAAGAGCAGUAACAAACAUUCGGGUGAAUGUGCAAUGGUUUUAAUGUCUCACGCUUUUAAUUUUGUUUUCCAUUUAGUUUGCAUCUGUGAUGUAAUUGUACUAAAAAUCACCGCACUGUAUAACAAACAGCAGGAACAGCAAUUCUCCACGUUGGUAAGAAAUACAGGAUCCUAGAGGCGACCGGCCGCACCGACUGCUGCGGCAAUAUUACCAAAAAACAAUGAACGAGGCUUAUCGCGACUACUGAACUACAGCGUUACCUUGAUGGACUAGAGUUUUAUUGAUUCAGACGCUGGUUCUGAGUAAGUUCUGUCCCGGCAGAGACUGGGAACGCUGGAGCUGGGACCGGGGCGCCCUGUGGGGACACUUCCAUGAUGUCAAAACAGCGAGGGGGGGUGAACGCAGCACACUGAAGGACUGGAGACCUGCUGGCGGCUGAAAGAUGAAACGUUAUCUUUGGUGUGGAGGAACAGUGAAGUGGUAAUCUGUCAUCUUCGGUGCAAAGCAGUCAUUUUGUGCAGUCACCUGUUAAUAAAACAGUGUGGGCGGGACUAA